This is a messenger RNA of Thunnus maccoyii (southern bluefin tuna), 1889 nucleotides long. Its product is annotated as transmembrane protein 50B. NCBI's taxonomy places the organism in Eukaryota, Metazoa, Chordata, Actinopteri, Scombriformes, Scombridae. The record is from RefSeq and is a predicted model, not a curated record. The coding region runs from base 246 to 722 and encodes 158 amino acids. The transcript is spliced from 7 exons. Gene Ontology annotation, biological process: late endosome to vacuole transport via multivesicular body sorting pathway; protein targeting to vacuole.
CGCUGUUUGUCAGCUGCAAUAAAACCUAAAACAGAAGAAGAAGCUUUUAACAUGGAAACUGAAAUCAAUCACUGACUUUUGACAAGGUAAGUCAGACAGAGUCGCUGAUCUUUUCAGCCAGAAGCAGAGCAGCCUGCAGUCUGUGAGGAGCAGCAGGUGAAGCAGGUGCUGACAGAGACGGAGCCGAGGAGGAGGACCGGUUCACCUGUGCAGAGAAGGAUCAGAGAACGAGGAGGAGGACUAGGAUGGCUGGCUUUCUGGACAACUUCCGCUGGCCAGAGUGCGAAUGCAUCGACUGGGGGGAGAGGAGGAACGCGGUGGCUUCUAUUGUCGCAGGAGUGCUGUUCUUCACGGGCUGGUGGAUCAUGAUCGACGCGGCGGUGACGUAUCCUUCCCAGGAGCAGCUGAACCACGCCUUCCACACAUGCGGCGUCUUCUCCACCAUAGCGUUCUUCUUGAUCAACGCGGUUUCUAACGGCCAGGUGAGAGGAGACAUGUAUGGAGAGGGCUGCCUCGGCAGGACAGGAGCUCGUCUCUGGCUGUUCCUCGGCUUCAUGAUGAUGUUCGGUUCGCUCAUCGCUUCCAUCUGGAUCCUGUUCGGCGGCUACGUCGUGCCAAAGAAAGAAGUGGCACCAGGGCUGGCUGUGUUCUUUCAGAAUGCCUUCAUCUUUUUUAGCACUCUGAUCUACAAGUUCGGCCGGACUGAAGAUUUGUGGGGUUAAAGGGUCUUAAUCUACUCACACACAGAGUCUUUAAAUGGUUUUAUAAUCUGUUGUUUUAGAUUAAAAAGCUAUAGAAACUCCACUCCAACACACACACACACACACACGAAUUCACAGAAAGUUUUAUAUCCUGCAAAGAGCUGCAACUGUUUCCACUGGUGAUUAUUCUGUCAAUUAUUUUCUCGAUUAGUUGUUUGAUCUAUAAAAUGUGAAAAUGGUGAAAAAAUGAUUUCCUAAAGCUCAAGAAGACGUCCUCAAAUGUCUCGUUUCAGUCAAAAAUCUAAAGUUAUUCAGUGUUAUAUUCAUGAUACAUUAUAUUUAUUUGAGAGGCUCAAACCUUUCUUUUUUUUUUCUUAAUCAAUUAUCAGAAUACGAAUCGUUGCAGCUCUCCACCUGCUUUGCUUAUUAAAUAGAAACACACACACAGUGUUCUCGCUGUUUUUAGUAGUUUUUAGGGAGUGAAAGGAGAAAUAGUUCAUUUGUUCAGAUGCAUUUUCAUUCUUCUCCAGAUUUUAUUCACACUGUGUCUCUGCUGUUAUUGAGAAAAUCCCUUUUUUUGAAAGCAGUGUUUGUAUUUUAAAUGAAUGAGGGAAUUAAUGUUUCUUAUUGUGAAUGAGCAGCAGUUUUAUUGUUCAGUUGGGGGGAUUUACAGUGUAAAUUCACUGUAGUGAAUCAGAAAAAGGGAAAUCCUCUUUUAUUUGAUGUUUUCAGAUAACUUGUGUGGGAUAAUUUAUUGAUUUAAAUACAUUUUUGAAGUGGAUGUGAGUGUAAACACACAACCGCAGAGGGAACAAAAGCCUCUUCUUCUUCUGUCUCUGCUGAAGCUGCUCUUCUUCUUCUUAUUAUUAGUAUUAUGAAAUGCUGGUAUGUCAAAGGUUCAACAUAUGCACUGGAUUAUCAGAGUGUUUCUGUUCAUGGGUUUGAUUCCCGUCGACAGAUUUACUCGCUGUCGUUCUGCCUCAGGAUGUGUGUUUUUUUUUUAAAUUGUCAGUUUUGUCCUCAUGUAGUUUGUCCUUGUUUUUACCAAAAAAGUCCUGUAAACUGAGAUGUAUGUAUUCAGAUGCUUUUAAGUUUUUUUGUAGCCAUUUUAAUUAUUUAAGUAUGGAACAAAUUUUGUGAAUCCAGACACCAGUAGUGAAAGUAUUAAAGGACUUGUAACAAACUUUA